GGUCAGUUGGUUUAUAAUGCACUCUACGGGCUAUGGCAGACUUCUUCCAGACGAAGUUCUUCUGGCUAAUGCGUCAAUUGACGAUGACUGCGUAGAGAAUGAAGCAGCGGACGCCAGGGUAGAUCCGGGGGAGGGUGGCCCGGUCUCUUCGGGGUCAACAUCUUCCCAGGGGCCAUCAAGGAAUGGCCAUAUUUCUGUAAACUAUAACAUGACGGGGUUUCAAAGGGCAAAGUACUACGAAAUCGCCAACAAGGAGUCCGCAGACUACCGCAGGAUCGAUUUAAUGUAUAAACUGAUGCGAAUCUGCAACACUUUGAAAAUUCCAGACCACGAGAGGAUAUACUCACUUUUCCUAAAGAGACUCAAGACGAGGUUCCGUCUGGAGGCUUCGACGAGAAGUCUCGAGAUUGUGGUUGCGGCCCUGUACUACAUCGACGAAUGCAGACGCAAUUUCGGGCGUCUCAGCGUGCGUGACGUCCUCAGCAGGAUCAAAGACUGCGGUAUUGGCCUGAAAAAGUUCGUCGGAUACGUGGCAAAGGUCUGUGACGAGCUCAGCAUCGCCGAGCUUCCAUCGGAGAGGUACGAUACGAUCGUCUCAAAUGCGCUGGACCAGCUGCGAGACUACCUAAGAGGUGGAGAAAAGGACGAACUGAUGCCCAAAGCAACCACAACUGUGCUUGGGAACGUGAAUCGAUUUGCAAGUUUGGAUGAACUUGUGGCGAUGGUUGCCAACAAUCCCAUCAGUGACAUUCCAAGGGACAAAUCUACGAGUUUAGAACAAGGAAGUAUCGUUCCACAGGCUGAACUUGGGGACAGCGUCCCGGUGGAUCCAAUGCUUCCAUACCAUUUGUCCGCACAGUAUCACAAACUCUCACAAAAUAACCAAUCUCUCCAGAGGGGAGAUGAGAAGGGCCAGUCAAAGAAGAAGGGAACACUUCACAGGUCUCUGUAUAGAGCCGUUGGCAUAAAGUUUAAGAGCAUCGAGGAUAUGGUUUGCAGGAUUCUGGAACUUAUCGACGAUGAAUCGGGAGAUAUCCUGGACCCCAGGUCUAGGGCAAUGUACAGAUGUAAAAAGACGCUUGUCGCCAGUGUAUUGGCAAUUGUGAUUGCCGCUCUAAAGAUUAAUAUUUCGCCAAGUGUCUUGGUUAGGGCCUUGGAUGUCGCAAGAUCCUCGUUCUACAGAAACUACAAGAGGGUUCUGGACCUUCUUCGUAUGCUAUUUGCAAAGAGGUUUUCGUGCAAGAUUAUAAAUACGCAACAUUUGCUAUCUCUAGUUGCUCUUUUCCUUGUGGAGCACAUGAACAAGCUGGAUACUGAUAAGGAUGGACCGCUCAGCUUCCCCAAGAAUUUUGGCGCCUUUACCAAAGCCAAGUACAAGGGACUGAUGAUUGAAUCUGAUUUUAAUAUAAACUAUGGAGAGUUGUUGGGGAAGAUUUCAAGGGUUAAUGGAAGACUUGACAACUCUGGGAAUGUAAUGUCUACGUUCUCAAAGACCGUAAACUGCCUGGAAUUUUUGACAAGGGCAUGGCACGCAGGAGAGAAGGGUGAUAAAGGAGAGGUUCCUGCUGCUAGCAAUGGUGAAUCUGAGAAACCUCGUAAUACGGGUGACGAGGAGAAACGCAAGCCUAGUAAAGAAAAGGAAGAACGUGCGGAGACGGAGCAGCCUAAAAAGAAGGUUUACCUAAUUCAUGAACGUAGUAACAAUCGUUAUGUGUGCCGUUACAGGGACGAGGCCGGAGCAUUGCGUAGAAAGACAUUUUCUAUAGCUCGUCACGGUCAGGAUGUAGCCCUGAGGUUGGCUAGUACAUUUUUGGAAAGCUUAUCUGCUUCUUGA
Messenger RNA from Theileria equi strain WA, 1834 nucleotides. RefSeq lists its product as hypothetical. The transcript has a single exon. Lineage: Eukaryota; Apicomplexa; Aconoidasida; Piroplasmida; Theileriidae. Bases 17 to 1834 code for a protein of 605 amino acids. The record is from RefSeq and is a predicted model, not a curated record.